GUUGUAAACAUUCUAUUUCAGUACCGAGUGCGGCUUCCGAGGUCGCUCCAAAGUGGUUGUCAAUAGCCUUGUUACUUUGAUACGGCCAGGACUUCGAGGAUUGUGGCUAUUGAGGCCAUGGGUAUAAGAAGCCCGCCAACACGGGGUGUAUCAACAACAAACCUAAUGAACUGGAAAUAGGUGGCCCAAAGACUCCUGCUGACGGCGUUGUUCAUGUCGCAGCCCUUUUCUCCGUCAUUCUCCCCUCGCGGUCCACACGGUUUCUUCUUCUUCGUGUCCGGAUGUAUUGGACGUAUGGGAAAAAUGUUGGCUCAAUCACCAAUAGGGUCAGCGGUAGAAAAUGGACGAGACUCACAUGUGAAGGCCGAUGGAAUGGAACGUCUUCAGAAAAAAAGAUGCCUACACGAGUAGCUCUCGAAAUUAGGGGUCAUCAGUCACUAAAUGCAGUCGUGGGCUCGCGACACCUUCGUGGAACAUUCGCCUUUCAAAAAAUACAUUGUUGGGCUUCAUCGCUGUCAAAAUAUCACUGGACCCUCAAUGAACUGCUUUUCUCGGACUUUCGUCGUUUUCGAUGCGGAUUAGAGUCUGAGCAAUGCGAUCAGGACUACAAAGUCCUCGCUCAUUGGAGUGCAAAACCAUCCAACUGCCUGGCAACCGUCCUAUACUAGACCAACAGAGGGUUUCAAACUGAAUUAUUGCAAGUCACCGAUCACAGUGGUAGUACUCCUCCGAGUCAGACUAUAUGGUGUGGGAGAAUGUGAAUUUGGGUGCACAUUACACACCCAGUGUUCGACACCAUGUUCCCGAGUCCUUAUUUCAUGGUCUGAACUCCUGUCGUCCGAGCACAAAUGCGACUUUUUGGUAGGUGUCCUC
Molecule: messenger RNA, 873 nt
Organism: Serpula lacrymans var. lacrymans S7.9
Lineage: Eukaryota; Fungi; Basidiomycota; Agaricomycetes; Boletales; Serpulaceae
Exons: 1
Coding region: 282-668 (128 amino acids)
Source: RefSeq, a predicted model, not a curated record